Molecule: messenger RNA, 1875 nt
Organism: Aspergillus glaucus CBS 516.65
Lineage: Eukaryota; Fungi; Ascomycota; Eurotiomycetes; Eurotiales; Aspergillaceae
Product: Zn(II)2Cys6 transcription factor
Exons: 6
Coding region: 1-1875 (624 amino acids)
Biological process (GO): DNA-templated transcription; regulation of DNA-templated transcription
Molecular function (GO): carboxy-lyase activity; DNA-binding transcription factor activity, RNA polymerase II-specific; DNA binding
Source: RefSeq, a predicted model, not a curated record
AUGGCGGAUAACCCCUACCCCUAUGAUACCGGCAUAAUCCGCGAACUGCUCAAGAACAAACGCAAGGUCCGCGGCAUCCGCUCCUGCUUUCCAUGUCGCCAUCGGAAGGUCCGGUGCGAUGGCCAGGUGCCCUGUUCUAGCUGCGUCAAACGCAAUCAUCCAGAGCUGUGUCGCGUACCGAAUGCUGGGUCAGAGGAAGGAACUCAGCAACAGCCAAGCCCGAGCGGUAGGCUCGAUAUAGAGGCAUCCCUGAACCGCAUAAUUGAGGAUCCCCAAGUUCAAUCGUCAACAGACAAUAAUCUCUUGAUUUCCCGGCUGGAGAAGAUCGAAGAGCAGAUCUCUUCAAUCAAGGCCGAUCUCCGCACAGCCUCGGCACCAGCACCAUCAAGAGUCCGUGAAUCCAGUGAAGGACAACAAUCUAGUAUUACCUCAACUCGACUGGCAAGUAAAUCCCCUGGGCGCUAUUAUGUUGAAGACGCGACAGGCGCCACUAUCUACUUGGGUAGCCGCUCGGAUGCCCCGCUGGUCCUGGGCUGUAGACAGCCUGCUACGACAGGGGAUGCAAUGCUACAAAGCUCCAUGAUGGAUCAGUUUGUGCCGCGAGCAUAUCCAUUUACGAAUCUUUGGGGAAUGGAUGCGUCGGCGCAGAACGUAUGUGAGACUCUGCCGGAUGAUUCGGAUAUAAUUCGAUACUGGCAAACUUACCAGUCGGCUGUGUAUCCUUUUUACCCGACUUUGGUAACAGCGGACCAGUUUAGUCAGUCUCUAUUUGGGUUUCUGGACCAGCGAGCAUCUGCUAGGGAGAUGAACCGACAUGUUGAGGAACCCAACAGCUCUUGGUUGGCUUUGCUAUUUGCCGUUCUAGCAUGCGGUGUACAGUUCUCGGACGAUUCGAUCAAAGAAAGGGAUCUCAGGUCAAGGGUAUUCGUCUGUUCAUCAUUUCAGUGCUUACGCUUGUCCAACUUCUUCAAUAAUACCAACCUUGACCAGAUCCAGGCCAUGGCUCUGAUUGGGCACUGUUUGCGCAACAAUUUGGACACUAAUAGCGCUUGGAUUCUAAUGGUAGGUGCAACGAUUCGAUUGGCUCAGAGUAUUGGUCUUCAUGAACCAUCACUCUCUUUGUCGGCGUCGGAACAACAUCAACGAAAUAGGCUUUGGUGGAUGCUCAUCUGGCAAGAUACAUUCCUAUCCUUAACCUACGACCGUCCUCCAAGUGCCAUAACUGGGAUUUUCCCGGUUCCUCUUACGCCCUACACAGAUGGUCUCACUUUCCAAGAAUCAGUUUUCACGAUUUGCAAAAUUAUUCUUGAUCGUACACAACUGGAAAACUCAGGGGACUCACGGCCUCCCAUGGAAAGCGCACUUGAGUCCAGAAGAGAGCUAGAAGCCAUUUGGCAUACUGUUUCACCGUUCCUCAGAGAUAAAAGCCGCUGCACGACGUUGCAGCAACAUCUCGAACGGCUAGCCCUGGGAAUUCACCUUGGCUACGCUAUUUGCCGAUUUACUUGGAUGUAUAUGGAUUCCGCGAGACAGCAGCUCACUGUCCUCCCUGAUACCAUUGAACACGCUGUGCAGCAGGCUAUAAGGCCAGUCGAGAGCUUCUUGGAUUUACACCGGUUCUCCUCGAGUGUGUGUCGGUCCUGGGCAUUUGUGCAUAACGCAGUGAGCUGUGCCAUUACCUUGAAGAGCGCGGUGCAGAUGCUACCAGAGGAGACGAACAGGUCAGAGAUUAUUAUUCAACGGCUUAUCGUAGUUUUGGAGAAAGAAGAAAGGGAGUCGGAGUGGGUUGACACAGAUACGAACCUGCGACAUUUUGGACCUUAUUCGCGGGCGCUGAAAGCGUUGAGAGAAAUCUAUCACGAGACAGAAACGUGA